UUCGGCAGUGAUUGGAGUGAAGAAGCGUGAUGUCUGGAAGAGGCAAAGGAGGUAAAGGCCUGGGAAAAGGCGGAGCGAAGCGGCACCGCAAAGUGCUCCGUGAUAACAUCCAGGGCAUCACGAAACCAGCCAUCCGGCGCCUGGCUCGCCGUGGCGGGGUCAAGCGCAUCUCGGGCUUGAUCUACGAGGAGACCCGCGGGGUGCUGAAGGUUUUCCUGGAGAAUGUGAUCAGGGAUGCGGUCACCUACACUGAGCACGCUAAGCGCAAGACGGUCACUGCCAUGGAUGUGGUAUACGCUCUGAAACGCCAGGGCCGCACUCUCUAUGGAUUCGGUGGCUGAACAAAUGGACCCUUUUCCAGUGAACCCAAAGGCUCUUUUCAGAGCCACCCAAAGCCUCCGAUUGAGAGCGGAGACCUGAGGACGGGGAAGGCAGCACAUAGCGGGAGGGUAUAGUGUACCUCAGCUGGUUAUUUCACAUCUUUCACGACUUUUAAUUUUGGAUCAAUUCUUUACGAAAAUACACUAAUUUCGUGUCCAGCGUUACAGGAGAGCGAACAGGCAGAGCGGAUUAUUCACUUUGUUGUUGUCGGCAGAAACUAAUGUUUUAUUAUCAAAAUAUUCCUACAGAUAGAGGCUUUUCAGCAAUUCGAGAGUAUACUGAUAUGCAGCUAGUUGUGUUACAUUGCGACUAAGGUAGAGAAGCAGCAGUCAUUCGAUCAUGGCUGAUUUCUCAACCCUGCUGUGCCUUGUCCCCUUAACCUUUGAUCGUCUUGUGAAUAUCUGUGUAUCUCCGUAAUAAUACCAGUAUGUGUAGUUGGCUAUACAUACCAUGAAUAAUGAGACGCGAAUGAUACAUAUUGCAGUAUUUGUACUUUUUUAACCCUUCCAGGAAUGAUACUUUGUUCAGUUUUGAUUCUGACAGCCGUGCUGAUGUUUUAGUGGCGUGUUCUUUCCAUCUGCCUGUUACAGACAGUUCCGGCACAUUGUAAUUAUAAUUUGGGUGAAAUAAAAAUGUAACGAUAAAGUAA
Rhincodon typus (whale shark) is the source of this 1030-nucleotide messenger RNA. RefSeq names its product histone H4. The transcript has a single exon. Gene Ontology annotation, cellular component: nucleosome. The record is from RefSeq and is a predicted model, not a curated record. Bases 30 to 341 code for a protein of 103 amino acids. Gene Ontology annotation, biological process: nucleosome assembly. NCBI's taxonomy places the organism in Eukaryota, Metazoa, Chordata, Chondrichthyes, Orectolobiformes, Rhincodontidae. Gene Ontology annotation, molecular function: DNA binding; protein heterodimerization activity; structural constituent of chromatin.